Messenger RNA from Zonotrichia leucophrys gambelii, 4034 nucleotides. RefSeq names its product 5',3'-nucleotidase, mitochondrial (gene NT5M). Gene Ontology annotation, biological process: pyrimidine deoxyribonucleotide catabolic process. The coding region runs from base 843 to 1544 and encodes 233 amino acids. The record is from RefSeq and is a predicted model, not a curated record. Gene Ontology annotation, cellular component: mitochondrion. The transcript is spliced from 5 exons. Gene Ontology annotation, molecular function: 5'-nucleotidase activity. NCBI's taxonomy places the organism in Eukaryota, Metazoa, Chordata, Aves, Passeriformes, Passerellidae.
UGCCGCUUUAAGGCGGUGCCGGCGCUCCGGGCUCGGCAGGCACCGGGAAGAGGAACUGGGCUUUGCACUGCCGGGUCGGGGCGAGCUCCGCCGUCCCCGCUGCCCUCCCGCCGCCGCUCCGCGCUCGCUGCCGGGCAGCGAUGGGGAGGACGCGCCGGGGGCCAGGACGGGUUCCUGCAUCCCCCCCUCCGCUCCCCAUUGCACCCCCCGGCCGCUCCUUCCUCCUGCUGCAAAGGGAUGCGCUCGGCAGGGCUGCCCGCUGCCUCGGGGCGUGCUUGAAAUAGAGGCACCCCUCUUUGCUUGGAGAGCACCCCCAACCCUGCUCUGAGCCCCCUAUCCCCUGCCCCGAGCCCCCCAUCUGCUUCCUGGGGGCUCCAUCGCCUGCUCCGAGCUCCAUCCCCUUCCUCAAGCUCCCCAGUCCCUUUCUCAACCCCCUGUCCCUUCGCUGAGACUCCUUCUCCUGCUCCAAGCCCCAUCUCCUUCCUCGAUCUCCCCAGUCUCUUUCUCAAGCUCCUUUCCCCUUCCCUGAGCCCUCUUCCUCUGCUCCAAGCUCCAUCCCCUUCCUCAGUCUCCCCAGUCCCUUCCUCAAGCCCCUUUGCCCUUCCCUGAGCCUCCUUCCCCUGCUCUAAGGUUCCAUUCCCUGCUCCAACCCCCUAUCCCCUUCCUCGAGCCCCCUUCCCUGAGCCCCCUACUCUGAGCCCCCAUCCCCUUGUUCAAGUCCCCCAUCCCUUUCCUUGAGUCCCCAUUCCCUGCCCCAAACCCCCAUCUCCUGCCCUGACCCUGCUUCCCUGAGCCCCCUGCCCCAAAUCCCCCAGAUCCCCCAUCCCAAACCCCUCUCCAGGAUGAUUUUGCUGAGCUGUUUCCUGCACCUGCGGCCCCGGCGGGGCUGUGGUGCCCUGGCCGGGCUGGGCCGGGGGCUGGGCCCCUCAGCCGGGUCCCGCCGGGCCCUGCGGGUGCUGGUGGACAUGGACGGGGUGCUGGCCGACUUCGAGGGAGGCUUCCUGAAGAAAUUCAGGGCCAGGUACCCCGACAAGCCCUACAUUGCCCUGGAGGACCGGAGGGGCUUCUGGGUGUCGGAGCAGUACGGGCGCCUGGGACCCGAGCUGAGCGAGAAAGCCAUCAGCAUCUGGGAAUCCAAGAACUUCUUCAUCGAGCUGGACCCUCUCCCUGGGGCUGUGGAAGCUGUGAAGCAAAUGGCAAAUUUGGCAGACACUGAUGUGUUCAUCUGCACCAGCCCAAUCAAGAAGUACCGGUACUGCCCUUAUGAGAAGUAUGCCUGGGUGGAGAAGCACUUUGGCCCUGAAUUUCUUGAGCAGAUUGUUUUGACACGAGAUAAGACAGUGGUUUCUGCUGAUCUGCUUAUAGACGACAGACCUGAUAUAACAGGGGCAGAGCAGAACCCCAGCUGGGAGCACGUGCUCUUCACUGCCUGCCACAACAAGCACCUGCAGCUGAAGCCCCCCAGCCGCCGGCUGCACUCCUGGGCUGAUGACUGGAAGGCCAUUCUGGACAGCAAACGCCUCCCACCCGGCCAGGCCACCUAAACACCAGCCCCCAGGGCCACCUGGGGCUGCAGCCACCUGCCUGUGUCCCUGUGGAGCCCUGCUGAGGGCCACAGCCACAGGACAGACAGACAGACGCUGUCCCUGCUGCACAGAGGAAGAGGAGGGUGAGCUGAAGCACCACAGUCACCUGGACUUGAAAAACAGACCCCAGCCCAGCCCAGGCAUUGCCCUCUGGCUCCUGGGGUGUCUGUGGUGCAUCUGCACCCCACAGGGCCAGCCUGGUGCUCCUGAUGGACAAGGUCACCCUCAGCGUGUCACUGCCCUUGCUUGGGCACUGCAUGGCACAGAGCAGCUCUGCAUCCUCCCCUCCACAGCGUGGUCAGGGAUCAUGUGUGUGAUUUGCUUAGUUCUUGCCAGGUUUCAUCCCAAGGGGCUGCCUCAGGAGAUCUCUGCCCCUGACAGUGCCUGGGUCUGGGGAGAGGGGUGGCUGCAAGGGCAGGGAGAGCAGACAGGGGCUGUCCAGGCUCCCUGCACUGGGAAUUGUCACAGCACAUCCCUGGAUGCUGUCUGCAGUUCUCACAUACUGCAAGGGAAGAUGUUGGGGGGAUGUUGCUGUUAAAGGCUGGGGAGCUGUGCAGGUUUCAGCCAGGGUAGAGUUCAUUUUCUUCACAGAAAAUAGAGCCCCAUACGAGCUGCUGUGAAAAAAAUUAACUCUACCCUGACCAAAAGCAGCAUGGGAGCCCAUGAGGGGUGCCCAGGGUGGUUUGUUCUGCAGCUCCACCAUGAUCCCAGCUCUGUCUGGGGACAGAGGAUGCUGCCAGCCCCACUCCCCUGGCUCUGGGCCCCUGCAGGGAAGUGUUCAGUGCCUGGCUGGUGCAAAGGGGUCACAGCUGGACCAGCCCCCUCUGCCAGGGGACAGUGCAGGGGCUGCUGAGCUCUGGGAGCACCCAGCUCUGCUGGGAAGGUGCAAUUGGCCCCCCAAAAGGGAAGUUUAGACCAAGGGGCAGCUCCAAGUGGGAUGGUUUUGGCAUAGCUGUGCCCACAGCCUCUUCCUCCCUUGUUUGUCUCGUUUUUGCUUCUCUGAGCCUGCAGCAGUCCAGCCUUGAACUUCAGUGACCUGUCUGGCAGGAGAAAGCUGCUGCUGCUGCUGCUGCUGCUGGCCCCAGAGAGACAUCCCAGCUGCUGGGAGAGCCUGGCAUCCCCUCCUGCCUGUGGCACUGCCACAGGGCAGCCACAGCCUGCCUGUCCCCAGUGGGAGCUGCUGCUGGGCCCCCCAGGCAGAGCCCCAGGGAUGAGCUGGGGGUGUCACUGCUGACACCACAGAGGCCCUUGGCCCCCUCUGCUGUGUGUCCCCACGCUGUCCAGGACCCCACUGCCCUCCUGGCCCAAGGACUUGCUGGCUGCAGCAGUGAAAUUCCCCCCAUGGACACUGAACACCCCAGGCAGAGGUGGUGGCCAGGGCUUGGCUGGGAUUUCACCCUGCACCCCGUGCUCACACCUUUGCUUUGCCCCUCUGCUCUCCUGUGGACCCCAAUCAAUGAAAGGACAUGAACUUGAAGCUACAUAAUCAACAAAUAAUGUAAUUCAGCAGUGGCAGCCAGGCCCCUCCUGUGCCAGGAGCUGGAGGGGUUCUGGAGUUGGUGCUUUGGAACCUGUGCCUUCCCUGGGUGCUGCAGGGCCAGGGAUGGGGCCUGUGUUGACCUGGGGCUUGCCCUGUUUACAAAGUCAGCAUGGUUGGCCCAGGGCAGUAGGACUUACAUACCACAAGCAUCUUUUUAUCUUUUCUCUUUUUUUUUUUUCACUUUUCUUUAUUGUUUAAACCACUGUGUGCUUCUCUGGGUGGUGGGUUUGGUUUGGAGGGGUUUAUUUAGGAUGUGCAGCCCCCUGGCCAAGAGCUGGCUGGGGGUUUGCAGGCUGGGAACUGGGACAGUGUGGGAGCACCAUGGGCGGCUGCUGCAGCUGCUGAACAUCAGGAACCCCCUGCCUCCACCAGCCCUCCACCAGCUGUUGGCCCCUCUGUGCAGCCAAGGUGACCUCAUGGGGUCCAAGCUGGGUUUUUUCUGAUGGUACCAUGUAAAUAUGAGCUGCCCAAACUCCCCAGAGCCUUUUCCCUGCUUAUUGAGCCAAAAUGAGCUGGCACAUCUCUCCAGCAGCUGCCCAAACCUCUCACCUUCCCCCGAGGGCUGUGGCUCUCUGGGGCCAGCAGGACUUUUCCCCGUGAGAUGUGAUGCCAGAGAUAAAUACACCACACCAAAUAUACUUGAAAGCAGAGCUGGAGUUCCUCGUGCCUGAGGCUCCAGCUCCAUGCACAGAGAUCCUGAGCUGGUGGCUGCUCUGAUUGCUCCCACACUCGGGACCUGGAGGUGACUCCAUCACUGAUGGAUCGGCCCGUUCGUCCUUCAAGCCUGUCUGUGUCCAGCUGACAUACACAGAGCUUUUCUUUUUGAAUGUACAUCUGUAAACCUGAGGCAAAUGAGGAGCACUGCAAUAAACACUGGGUUGUUUGGCAUCCAGCUGCCUGGAAAUGGA